AUGGCGAUUGCCGGAUUGGGAAUGAUCAAGCGCUCAGGGGACUCAAUGUCUUCUGACGACGAAUGUUCACCUGAAAAACGUCUAAAAGUAGAUGACUCCGAUUAUAUGAUCGACUUUGAAUCAAUACGAAAGCCUCCACGCGUACUCUUGUCCAGUGAAUCUUUUGACGUCUUCCGUGGAAAACGUGGCUUCGAUUUCCAGAAUCUAACCCCUUCGGAGAGAUGUGCCAGAAUGCCGGAGACGCUUUCUUUGGAACCAGAAAGGAUCGAAAUGGACUAUCUCUACAAAUACUAUUAUUCAACGUGUAUCCACAAAGAAGAAUUGGAGAAAAGAGAAAAUAAUUUUCUGCUGGUGACACCUGUUGGUUUCAAUCAGAUCACGUGCGCCUUUGAGCUAGCAUCGACCCUCAAUCAUCAGAUUCAAUCGCAGUUCUCUAUCAACAUCAUAGAUGAUCCUGAACUUAAUCUCAAUAUCACGGGUCCAAAUUUCGCAUUACUGAGAAAGCAAGAUUUUGGGCUUAGUCCAAUCAUGAACACACUAAACGAUGAUCAUGCGUUAGAAUACAUCAAUCGAAGAACAGAGCUUGAAAUGGAAGAAUCGAAAAAAGCAACAAUCGAACUUGGUGAAGUUUCGAUAAGCGGAAGCUCGUCGCGAAUAGAAAAUGUGGAGCCAAUAGUUCCUUGGCCAAUUGAACUGAAUAUUCCUCAGCUAGGACCGAAUGCAGUGACGGUUGAGAUCGUCAUCCCGAAUGACAAACGAAGACGUUUCGAGUUUGGUGGAAUGAAUGAUGCAAAUGGACUAAAAGCAGUGAGACUUGCAGUUGCUUCUUCUCGUACACAAUCCCCUUCGCCUAAAACAAUCGUCGUUAGUUUUGGCGUUUCUGGUGCUCAAAAUGGACUAUACGAUCUCAAGAAGACGAUGAAAAUGAGCGAUUCCGAAUUCACUCAUCUCAUAGUUGUGAAGCAUAACGAUGUGCAAAAAUAUCGAGAAUACUGGCCUAACUCCUGUCUUCUCGUCAUGGGCGCAGAGUUUAACAGGCAUGGAAUCGGCUGCAUGAAACUCUUCGCUCUGCGUCUUUUACAGCACUCCUGGGCUCUCUCGCCCCCAGACUGUUGGCCGUUUGUUUUCUUUCUCUCCGACCAGGUGGCGCAAUUUCGCUCGUGGAGCAGCGAAUCACGCUCCUGGGAUCCUAUCCCGCUGCACGAUGUUUUGCUCGACUUAGAAUCAAUGAUCUCCAAUUCCGAGACGGAAGUGGCGAUGCUAGGGCUUAAACCUUGGACCACUGCUGAUGGUCAGCCACCAGAUGAUCGUCAAUUUUCAAAUCGACUCGUUCAAGGCUGCUACAUGCUCAACCUAAAUCUUCGUCAAGUCGCUGCCGGAAACAGCUGCAUUGUCCUUGAAAACUAUGGCUAUAUCGAGAAACAUAAUCACAAAGCUCCAGUUCCCCCGUUCGAGAUUUCAGUGCCCGUCUCGAAGUAUGUCACCACAGAAGAAGACUCUGAAAACAUAAACGCGCCCGGAUUCUAUCUGCUGAAUCAGUAUUUCAAGCAUGAAGGCAGAAGUAUCUUCACGGAUGCGAGCGCAACACGCCCUGUUCUCAUCUCCGGGAAAUACAUAAAUUUCGGAGCUCAAGUUCCCGUACAAAUUCUUGGCGUGACCCCUUGCCAAAGUCGACAAUAUUCUGGUCUUGUGAUUUGUGAGCUCCAACCGGCCGCCAGUUCGGUUCCAACUCUUCAGGAGCUUUCUGCACUAACCUUCGUCCCACAAGCAAAGAUUGUCGUGGUAGCCGCGGACUCAGGACGUUUGCGUCAGAGUAUUCGCAAGUUUGGCCUCGACAAAGAAUGGGAGUUCUCGUUGUUACACGAAUUUGCCACUGCUAAUGAAAACGCUAAACUGUAUUUUAUAACUGGAAUGCGAAGACCAUAG
This is a messenger RNA of Oikopleura dioica, 1926 nucleotides long. The record is from the annotation of a GenBank genome assembly. NCBI's taxonomy places the organism in Eukaryota, Metazoa, Chordata, Appendicularia, Copelata, Oikopleuridae.